UCCAGUCCAGCCCCUCCAGCUCAGAUGUGUUCAAUGUCCAUUUCUGAAGUGUGUUUUUAUUUUACAUGUUGAUCGCUCUCUCGUCUUUUGGGCUCUUGUGAAACAGGGUUUAAUGAGAACUUAAAACUUAAAAAGGCUGCUUGUGUUUUGCUUUGAGCGAGCGUCAUAUAUCUGUGUGCUGUCAGUUAUGGACCGCAGAGUUCUGUCCAUUCAGAGUCAUGUUGUUAGAGGAUAUGUGGGAAACAAAUCAGCAUCGUUUCCUCUGCAGGUGCUUGGCUUUGAAGUGGACUCCAUAAACUCUGUGCAGUUCUCCAAUCACACAGGUUAUGAGCACUGGAAAGGCCAAGUGUUGACUGCAGAAGAAUUGCAUGUACUGUACGAGGGGAUCAAGCUUAACAAUGUGAAUCAUUACGACUAUGUUCUCACAGGGUACACUCGAGAUCAUUCAUUUUUGCACAUGGUGGUAGACAUUGUACAGGAGCUGAAGAGGUCAAACCCGAGCCUGGUGUAUGUGUGCGAUCCCGUAUUGGGAGAUAAUGGGGCUAUGUAUGUUCCUGAGAAUUUGCUACCCAUCUACAGGGACAAAGUAGUACCAUCCGCUGAUAUAAUCACUCCCAACCAGUUUGAAGCAGAAUUGCUCACUGGUAGAACCAUCUGUACAGAAAAAGAUGCAAUUGAAGUGAUGAACUUGUUGCAUUCAAAGGGUCCAGACACAGUGGUCAUCACUAGCUCAGAUCUGCCCUCUCCUCUGGGUGAUCAAUACUUGGUAGCCCUGGGGAGCCAGAAAAGAGUAAAACCAGAUGGUGCCAAAGUGACCCAACAGAUCCGUAUGGACAUCCCCAAGGUAGAUGCUGUGUUUGUGGGUACAGGAGAUCUGUUUGCUGCAAUGCUACUAGCAUGGACACACCAUCACCCAAAUGAUCUCAAGACGGCCUGUGAAAAGACUGUUUCAGUCAUGCAUCAUGUCAUUAAGAGGACUAUUACUUAUGCUAAUGAAGUGGCAGGUCCCAAUCAAAAGCCCAGUCCUGCUCAACUGGAGUUGAGGAUGGUCCAGAGUAAAGCAGAUAUUGAAGAUCCUGGCAUAGUUUUGGAUGCUGUUGUAUUGUAGAACUUGCACUACGUUCUGUACUAGACAAUGUGAAUUUCAUAUUUUUAACAAGAAGAUGACCUAAAAGGUUAUAAUCAUACUGUAGAUACCUAAUGACACCACUUAUAUUACACCAAUCAGCCACAACCUUAAAACCAUCUGCAUAAUAUUGUGUAGGUCCCCCUCGUGCCUGGGCUGGUAUGAGUAUUUCUGUAACUGCUGAUCUCCUGGGAUUUUCACAAACAACAGUCUCUAGAAUUUACUCAGAAUGGAGCCAAAAACAACAAAACAUCCUUGUUGAUGAGGGAGAGAAAAAAAAUAUAAUUCUGAGAUGCUAUUAAUCUCACCACAAUUGUACAGAGCGGUUAUCGGAGUUACCAUAACCAGUCUGGCCAUUCUCUGUUGACCUCUUUCAUCAACAAGGAUGUUUUGUUGUUUUUGGCUACAUUCUAAGUAAAUUCUAGAGACUGUUGUGUGUGAAAAUCCAGUACAGAAAUACUCAAACCAGCCCAUCUGGCACCACAAUCAUCCAUGCGAUUAUCUAAUCAGUCAAUCAUGACAUGCUGUUCUGAGAUGAGCGGGACCUACACAAUAUUAGGCAGGUGGUUUUAAUUUUGUGGUUGAUCGGUGUGUGUACAGUGCACCAAUUCCUUGAUAAGAACAAUAAUGUGCUAGAAAAGAAACUGUGAAUGACUGUUUUUUGUUAUACAGUGCAUUUAUGAUCUUAACUGUUUUUAGGUUCACAUUCCAGCCACAUUGAACAUGACAAUCCAUCCAUAAUUCUUAAAUAAUGUUUGCCACUAUGAUUAUGCAUGUGUCUAUCUGAAUCAAAUAUUAAUAAUAAUUUUUUGAUUACCAUUAAGAAAAAUGUAUUAGAAUGUUCUCAUAUUUGAUUAGUCUGUCAUACUCAAACAUUUAAUGAUUUAAGUUUGAUUCAUUAUAGUCCUUUAUUUAACAAUCAGUCCAAAUUUGAGAAAAUGUCUACUAAACAAUAAAAAGGUGAACAUGCUUCUA
Molecule: messenger RNA, 2101 nt
Organism: Xyrauchen texanus (razorback sucker)
Lineage: Eukaryota; Metazoa; Chordata; Actinopteri; Cypriniformes; Catostomidae
Gene: pdxka
Product: pyridoxal (pyridoxine, vitamin B6) kinase a
Exons: 11
Coding region: 188-1108 (306 amino acids)
Biological process (GO): pyridoxal 5'-phosphate salvage
Cellular component (GO): cytosol
Molecular function (GO): pyridoxal kinase activity
Source: RefSeq, a predicted model, not a curated record